CCAGACUUCGGUAAUGAAUGUUUGACUCAAAUUAUUCAAAAAUAGUAACAAAUGUGUUCUUGCAUCACUGCGCAAGUGGACAGAGAGUAUAUCCAUAUUAAUGUGUGCUUGUUUGAAAGCCAUUCUGAUUGGUGCAUGAAUUUUUUAAAAAAUGUGACGUAACGAAAGUAGGGCGAGUGUGUUUGACGAUACUCGUGCAAAGUUCUAUCGUGCAAGUGAAGAUCUCGUUAAAAGUAUGAACCAGCUUAUUGAGGCUAACAAUGGCUUUUCUCGAAAACAAGAAAAUGGUGAAACUACGGAUGAUGUUAUUUUUGUGGAAAAUGAAACUUUACCUCACGUGAACAUUAAAAAUUCCGAACCCUUGCGGGGACAACCUCGUACACAGAAGUCCAUCGAUUUUCUUACCUUGACUGGCAAUGAUAACAGCAAUCUUGAUAACCCUAAUCAUAAUGAUAAUACAUGCGGGUGCUCAUCGAAUCGUGCAUAUUCAACGUCAUCAUUGCUGUCAUGCAAACCUGUGUGCAUCGAUGAAAAAAGUAAAUCAUCGGGCACUGAAUUGUGUGCAAGUGGAACUUCAAAUACUUGCAGCAAACUCAUAAGCAAUAGAAAUGGUGAAAGUUACGCUAAAACAAGAUCUAACAAUGACAACAAUGCCAACAUCGAUUUUCUGCUGUCUUCGUUUUAUUCAUUUUCGUCAUCUUCGAUGGUGGAUACUGAUGAAUCCCCUAGUGUGAACAGGUCCCACCCAAUAAUUGCUCAUAUUCUUACUGGCGAGGAUAAAAAUCUAGGCAAAGAUCAGUCGCGUUGCUCACCUGAUAGAAAUAAAUCUACAGGCCCUGUGGUCAAAGAUGUCUCGUUUCCCAUUGAGUGCCACGAAAAUUCUGACAAGAGUGACACGGAAGAUGAUGUGGAUUCUUUUAUUGAUGAAGCAAUCUGUAAGAAUUUGAUGGCCGAGAAACUUGAAGUCACUGGUGAAUGGGAAAUUGGAAAUCGUCUAGAAAGCCCAGCAAAUGUUUUACCAACGACACAGUCUUCUGAUCCUGUAUUAACAGAGAGACGGACAGUUUUAUCCCUUAUUAUUGCUGAUGGAAAAAUCGGCAGCGAACUGAAACAAGUUAUUUCACAGGCAAUGACAAAUGUAUCUUCUGUGAAAGUUGUCUCACCUACUGAAGCCCUUAACACUUGUAACACUGAAGAGUUCCAUCUUGUGUGGAUUCACAUCUUGCCUGAUUUAGUAGAGGAAUUUGUUUCUUUGUCUACUGCUAUCAGAUGCACCAGUAAAAAGAAUGGGAAGGCUAUUUUGAUUGCAUUAACAGAAAAAUCAAGUGAAGGGGAAGUGAAGCUUCAAAGUUUUGAUACUGUGCUUACUUUACCAAUUUCAAAAGAAACCAUUCAACAAAUGUAUAUAAAGCAACAAUGGAUAUUAGGCAAAGAUAUUUCAGAAUCUGAGAGAUCUAUAGUUUCACCUGCACUGAGUAUUGAAUCAAUUAGAACAAGUGAAAGAAGUCAAUCUUCUCAGUGUGAAAGUGGUACCGGCACAUUUGAUCUCAAUGACAUCCCAUUAAUGGAAAUCAAAAACUUAGCAUCAGAUUCUAAACUCUCAUCAAUGGUGGACAUGAACUCGUACAGAAAAAGAAGCAGUCCCAUGGAUGCAGGCUCCCCUGCCUGGUGCAGAGCUGAGCAUGCUAAUAAAGAAAAACAAAGAAGGGAGCGAAUAAAGGAUAGCUGUGACCAGCUUAGAGUGCUAUUGCCAUAUGUAAGAGGUAGAAAAACAGAUAUGGCAAGUAUACUUGAAAUGACUGUUGACUAUUUGAGAAUCAUUACAGCAGCAUUACCUCAGGAUUUUCAGUCACAGAUUAUAAACAUUAUGAGCAAUGGGAACUCUUUACCACCUUGUGAAAUAUACAAGAAAAACAAAAGUGUCAAGAUACCAACUCAAAACAUUUCCCCACUCAUCAAGCAAUCAUCGGCUGAUAAAAAAAACAAUUGUCAUCCACUACUAUUAAACCCUGAACCAAAAACCAAAUUCAGAAUAAUGACAAGGUCGGUAUCAAAGUCAGAGUCCUCACUACUGGAUGAUAGACAUUCUUCUGGCAGCGGUAAUGAAAAACAUAGUGAAACCCACACAAGUCUGUCUGGUUCACUUAAAAAAACAAAGACAAAGCUUUAUCAUGAUGUUGAUCAUGUUGUUAAAAGAGAAUGUCUGUCUACUGAGGGAAGCGGUGUUAAAAGAACAAAAGUUCAAGUUUUGCCAUCUUAUAUGGAACCGAUUCCAUCUAAAUCUGUAUGUCUGCCAACUUCUAAAGUUUCAACAUUACAAAAUACAAAGAAAGAAAUAUUUGGUGAAAUGGUGACUCAGGUUUCUAGCUUUCCAAACUUUUCAUUUCCACCUAAAGUCACUGACAGUGACAUGGCAGUCAGUCAUGUGUACACCUCAAGCCAAAUGGGUAAUGAUGUAUUUCAGUUGCAGCAGCACUCACAUGUUAACAAUCUGACAUCAGGAUUGGGACAUGGAGAGAGAGACGCAAGUCAGUUUGGUGGGUUGUUUAUGGAUGGUAAUUAUUACACCUACUUCCCAUUGGUAGAGAAUUCAAGUGCUGGUCUCUGUAUCCCAUCUAUGUCUGGGAAUUAUGUUAGUCCUACUGCAGUUUUAUCCAUGACAAAUAACCUAAAGUCUGGAAGUUUUGGUAUAGCAACAACUAAUGACCAAACUAUAAAUGAUACAGAACAAAUUAAAAUAAAUCCAGCAACUAAUUUGUUUAAUGUCUCUGUUGUUAAAAAUAAUAAUUUGUCAGGCCUAAAUUAAAUUUUUUCUUUAUUUCAUUACUUUUUUUUUUUUUUUUUUUGUUAAAUGCCUCUUAAAUUUUUUUAAAGUUUGAGUUGUAAUAAUUAAAAAUGUUGUUUCCAAUUUGUUUGUUUUAAAAAUGUAUUUCAUGCCAUUAUGUUGUGUAAUAUCUAUUUUUUUCCCUGUUUGAAAUAUCUAUAAUUAUCAAAACUUUUGGAUAUUAAUACUCAUUAAUAUAAUGGAGUCAUAGAUGUUCAAUGUAGUUCUUUAUUGAUUUGUAUCACAAAAUUGUACUUGUAUUGUGACCAAGAAUGAAAUAUGUGUAUUUUUAUUAAACUAUAACAUUUUAUUGUUGUUGUUUAAUCAAUU
Molecule: messenger RNA, 3154 nt
Organism: Biomphalaria glabrata
Lineage: Eukaryota; Metazoa; Mollusca; Gastropoda; Planorbidae
Exons: 13
Coding region: 236-2806 (856 amino acids)
Biological process (GO): regulation of DNA-templated transcription; spermatogenesis
Cellular component (GO): nucleus
Molecular function (GO): DNA-binding transcription factor activity, RNA polymerase II-specific; protein dimerization activity; RNA polymerase II cis-regulatory region sequence-specific DNA binding
Source: RefSeq, a predicted model, not a curated record